Molecule: messenger RNA, 6384 nt
Organism: Durio zibethinus
Lineage: Eukaryota; Viridiplantae; Streptophyta; Magnoliopsida; Malvales; Malvaceae
Source: RefSeq, a predicted model, not a curated record
UUGUUUAAGUCAAAAGGGCCGCUUGCGAGCUUCUCAGUUUUUCAAUCGUUUCUUUCAGAUCCCGAGAUAUUAUAGUCAUUGCGAAUUCCAUCGAACUUUUUGAAUCCAAUCGAUGAUUAAAUUCGUUAACUUUUACGUGAAUUUUCUGGGUUUUUGUUUUAAUGACCUUGGUGUAUGAAAACAUAUUGAUGUAGCUUCUGGCGAUGAUUGAGAUGGAUUUCCCCAAUAAGAAGACAUGGUUGGAAAAAAUCAAGGCUGGAGUCUCGAAAAGGGCUCUCCUUUCGCCAAAACCCUAAUAUUUGGGGGUUUUGGAAAGAAAUACCAAAGGAGUCCGAGAAUUGGCAUACUUAAAAUUUAUGCCAUAGGCCUUUGAUCGUGGGGCUCCAUUUCCUUUCAAUUCGCUAAAUCUGCUGCUCUUCAUAUGUUUCAACAUCAAGGGUUUAAUUUUUUUUUCCUUUUACUGUUUCCAAUUUACAGUUAUCUAACUGAUUUAAAUUAUUGAAUUUUUGUUGAUAAAGAUUUUAUGAUGCUUCAAAUGAUUCUGUCCUGAUUCAUAAUUUCAGAUACGCUCCUUAUGAUUUUGACUUAGCUACAAUAAAAACAUUUUUUGCUUGAUAGAAUUGUCUAUUUCUUAAAGGUUUUUUUUUUCUAAUAUUGAUUUUGCUGUUAGCUUGAAUCAUUUGGUAGUUGUCUCUCUUUUUAGAUCUUUAUGAUGCUUGGAGUAUUUCUGUCCUGAUUGAAAUCUUCGGAUUCUCAAUUUAGGAUUUUGAUUGAUAUGAUGUUAUGAUCUUACCUUUAUUUUGUUUGAUUGGUCUAUACAUGUUUCAAAUGUUUUCUUUUUCCCCUAUCAUGCUUGUGCCAUUAGUUCAGGGCUUCUUUGGUGACUUGAAUUCAUCUGUCCUUAUAAUUUUGCGGAGUAUUUAUUAAUGAAGAAACAUGUCUCAUCGCAAGCUUGAGCAUCCAAGGCAUGAGCUCCGUUGCCAGGGCUGGGCAAAAUGGUUACCAUCACCGAACUGAAAUGAAUAAGAAAGUUUACAAGCUUGGGAAAGCUGGCCAUGAGUCUCAUUCUGCCAUGACUGACUAUGAUAGGUUCACCAAGCAUCCCUUGCUCAGGUUGCACUUUAUAUUUUAUGGUAGUUACUGCAAGUGAGAUAUGUUUAAUUGUUCUUUGCCUUUUAACCUAAUUUAAGAACAGAGAAAGGAUAAUUACCCCAAUGGGUGGAUUCCCCCAUUAUGGUGUUGGGAAAGAGGAUUAUUAGCUGAUCAAAGGCUGCUGUGCUGAGCCAAAGAAACGUGUUGUGACUCUGAGGCAAUCCCUGUUGCAUCAAACAUCUAGGGUUGCUCUGGAGGAGAUCGAGCUCAUGUUCAUUGAUACAUCAUCCAAGUUUGGACACGGUCGCUUCCAGACAACACAGGAAGGGGCCAUUUUCUAUGGGAAGCUCAAGGCUUGACAGGCUUAUCUGUUCCAUUUGGCUUGCUUUCUUCUUUUGGACCUUUGGUACAAUAUUGUAUUUAUUUUCUGAUUGCCCACAACCUUCAAUUUUGUUUGACUUGUCGAAGUUUUGUUCCAUGAUUUUGACAAUUUUUUUUUCUUAUCAUUAAUCUGCUGCAGAAUAUUGUGACCAAUCUUCAUGCCCACACUAUAUUAUAUAUAUAGCAGUUUUUUUUUCCAAGUUGCUGGUAAUCUCUUUUCUUUUUUUUUUUUCAUCACUAGUUUUUCACUUGGUGCCUUAUAUUGUAAAGUGAUGGUGAGGUAAUUCCGUAAUUGGAUGUGACAUGGAUUUGCAAUUAGAUGUUGAAAGUUGAAAUGUAGUUCUGGGUUCACAUUCAGCAUGAUAUUUACUUUGAGCCUUUGAAUCUUUAAUAAUCUGUCGAGUGGCAAAUGAAAUAGCCGAAUGAAGUAGUCUUUGUUAGUAAAGGCCUUAGGUCCAUGUCGUUGCAUUGCGGGAAAUGAUGGGACCUUAACCUUAUCUGCCAAAAGUAACCGCAAAGCCGCCCUUUUGUUUUCCACUCAAUCCAUUUUUCCAAGUGCUUAGCUUCCUCCUUGUUUAACGUUGGAGACUUAAAAUUGACAUUGAAAUAUAAAUUUGAUUUUAUAGAUGCAAUUCGUAAACUGAUUUGGGUUUGUACAGUUUAUUAUUAUUAUUAUUUGGAAAAUGGAGAUCAUACUCAAAAUCAUGUGUCUUAAUAUCAUAACCCUGACUUAUAGUCUUAUUCUCUUUUCUCUUUCCCCUGUGCAAUUUUACGGUCAUAAAAAAUAAAAGCUUUUGUCAUAGGUUUCAUUAGGGAGGUAGCAGCAUGAUUUGAUGUGAAAAAUCAAUUGCACAUCAACAUAAACAAGGAUAAUAAUCCAUUAUCCUUUUGAAUCUGUAUCUGAUUCAGCUAUGGCAUCAUUCCUACACGCGCAAUAAGAGAGAGGGAGGGAGGCACAUGGAAACAAGUGGGAGUUCACUGGUCAUUGAGGCCAAAAGAAAUAUAAAAGCAAAGCUAUGAGUGUGAUAAAGAUUAAAGAAGUGAUGAAAUCGUAGAUUAUUAAACCAAAACUCCAUUACAUAUGGGAUAUUUUAUCUUUGCUUUUGUUUUUUUUUUCUUACAAGACACAGAUAAAAAUCUUCUUGGUUAUAUUGUUGGUAAAGGAAAAGGUUGCUUGAGUAAGGGACUUGGUUGUGAAAAAGAAGGGAAAAAGAUAAAGGAGUAGAACUAUAUGCUUGCAAUCUGUUUUUUAUGUUUUUCUAAAUCUGCUUUAGUGUGCUUUCUGAUCAUGGGGUCCCCUUCUCUUUUUGAAAUAUGUCUUACAUGGAAUUGAUAAACAAUCAUCUUUUCUUGAAAUGACCUUUAUGCAUGAAUUGGCUUUGUUUAAAUUAGUCAAAAUUGAAUAAUAAAAGCAGACAUUCACAUUAAUUUCAUGUAGUUGAAUCAAAUUUUUUUCUCUUUUUUUAGCAUUUUGGAAUGGAUAUUUCAUAUUGUUCCCCACUACCCUCUCCUCCAAUCCAUAGAUGACUAGUAGCUGCAGAAUGAAAACUUAGUGUUACAUAAAUUUGUUUCUGUUCAGCUUUUGUUUUUAGCUGAGAAGGUUAUAGUCUAGGAAAUGUAAUGUAAUACUAAAUGAUGACUUGGUUUAAAUUCAAAGCUUUGGGAAUUUGAUUUAUUUUCGGAUGGGUCUAGAUAGGCUUUCACAUCAUUCUCAGACAUUUUGAUUAUCUUGUUGACAAAGAGUCUUACUCAAUGCAUCUUAGGUAAAACCACCUCUUUCUUUCUCAAGGGUCCUUUUCAUAAUUUAUGCUGCAAUUAUUGCUUCAUUUUUUUUUUCUUUUCUUGAAUAUAGUCAAGUGCGCGGGAAACAGAAAGAGAGCAAGCAAUGUUGGUCUGUUCAAGCAAAAAACUUAAGGCGGUACUAGUCUUUUUGAGAUAGGACUUCAAUUUUUAUUGUUAAAAACAUGAAAAUUUUGAAAAUAAUAGAGCUGUUGGGGCUUUAGUGUUUCUGAAUUCUGACAAAAGUGAUGGGUUUAUGGGUUCCUCUCACCAGGUUUACUUUAAAGAAAAAAAAUGAAGAAUAAUUGUGGUCUACAUCACCCCCUUUUCUAUCUCUUUCCUUUUUGCCACAGGCCAUUUUCUUUCUUCUAUUGAAUCAUGACAUUUCUGGUACUGCAUAGCUGUAAGGUAUUCCAACAUUGCUUCUCUCUCCCACAUCUUUUCCCUUAAAUAUUCAAUCCUAUUGUUAUUAUUUUUCCUUUUUUCUCUUGUGCUCCUAUCCUGAAAUUGUUUUUUGUUUGCUUUAAUCACAUGCCUAUUCAAUACAUAAUUUAGAAAUUUGUAUAUCUAUAACAUGUAGUUUCACCUUGCAGCAGCCUUUAGUUAUUGCAGUCUUAAAUAUUAAACUCUAGAGCUUUAUCUUUUUAUUUUUUUUCUUUCUUUGGUUUAGUAGGAGAUUAUGUGAGAUUUUACCAUUUUUCCCAUGAUUACACCUGAGUAGCUAUGUUGGCAAAUGAAUUAGAUCAGAAAUUAAUGAUAUCUAGAAAACCUUUAAUCCAGGAGGUUUUGCCAUAAGUAACUUUCCUUUAAUCUUUUACAGCCUACCUCGUGUAAUCCCCUCUAAUAUUAUGUACUAAUUCUUAAUGAUAGUUAUAAUCAUCUUUCAUGUGAAAAUUUGCUGAAAUAGUUAAGAGGAAAUGAUUGUUAUCUUUGAAUGUUUACCUUAGAAAUGCAGUUAAUAAUUAUAAAUUUUAUUGGAGCGGUUGAGAAAUGAUAACUUGAUAUCAUCCCUGUUAAGAGUCAGGUUUAAAUUCGUGCGAAUUAAGUGGGUUGAGCGGCAAUUAAAAAUUGAAAACUUUAUAAAGAAACCAAUAGGCCACUCUUUUUUAUUUCGGCUCUCCAGACAGGAAGGCCCAUGCUUUUGAUUUCUUUUGGUUUGCUUCUUCAGACAAGGUAUGGUAUUCAUUAAGAUAGGCAUCAGGAUCAUGUAACAUCAAGACAUCAAAAGAAAGUGUACUGCCGGGAUUAUCAUAUAACUUUGUCUUUACAUUUUCAAUUGGGUUAUAAAGCUAUGCUGGUCUGAGCCUGCUUUCUUUAAAUAAUUCAUUGAGAAGUGUGGGUGUCUAGUUUUUCCAGGGCAGUUGAACUAUAGGAUCGGAGGACUAAGAUCACGUUAGCUCCUACUUCCCAGGACCAAAAUCCAAGGUUUCAUUAACUUCUUUUAAGAACAGGUUAGUUUAUAUCCCUUCACUUGCAACACUGCACAAAACGCCGGAAUUGGAUCACCUGAGAGUCAUUGAAAAUCUGCUGCCUCUAAAUAUCCUUCCUUUCCUUCUUCAUCUCUUGGUAAGUUCUGAUAAGUUGGUUUUCAUUUGUAACGAUGCCACUGGCAUUCCAGUCACUGCUGCUGAAGUACUUAAAAUUAGGUGAAAUUUGCUGUGCAACUUGGGGUCAGUGACCUUUUUUCAGUGGCUUUGGUCUGUGAUAUCAACAGUAUUAAGUUAUUUACUCUUGGAUUAUAUAGAACAAAUAUUCAACUUUCUGAAUGUGUCCAUUCUGCCAUGUACUUACCUCUCUCUUAAAGUGAAGAAACCUCAGUAGUUAACUGGGAUUGGGCCAUUGUUCUAUGGCAGCCUUCAAGUGCCAUUCACAUCUCUAUCUCUCUUUCUCAAACAGAAUGGCUGAAAUAACCUGAAAACCAGUUUCCUUUCUUUCUCCAUCGGCAGUGAAAACAAUUUCAUCUUUCCUAAUGCUAACAUUUUUUUUUCCUUUUUGGCCUAGUCCAUCAGUUGUGAUUACUUUGGAGAAUUUAAUGAAACUACACUCCUGUCAUAUUUUCAUUCAUGAUUAGUUAUCUUAUUUAUGUCAGUGAUGGUAAUAAGUAAUAACUAGUAAGUCAUCAACAUAAGUAAUCUGUGCCCUGUAAGUGAAAAGGUAAACAAUUUGGGUGAGGUAUUGAGCUGAUCAUAUGGUUUUUCAGGAAGCCCUUUUUAUGGCCUUUCGUAACUGUUGUCAAUGUUUAAUCUCUGCUGUUGAAAUUUCUUGAGCAUUUCGUGGCACAGUCAUUGGCAACACUCUUUUCUCUUGUUAAUCAUUUGCGAAUUUCACCAAAUUCCACAUUACCAAUUUUAUCAAUUUUCGGAUGUCACCAUUGUUCCUUGCAUUGAAUGCAUUUUCUCAUGUAAUCACAAUAUUUACAAUUUGUUAUAGGUUGCAUUUUUCCCUUGAAAUAUGUUUUUUAUUAAUGUUCCUUGAUUGAAAAUUUUGUCCACUUUCUGUAUAUUAGAAUUUUAAUGAAUACUUUAAUUACUUUUUUAUAGAGACUAUGACAACAAAUGAAUGAGUAAAGGCAUUUUCUGAGAAGAAGAACCAGCAGCUACGCCUAUAUAUAUCUGCUUUCAGCAUGUUUUGAUCACUCACAAGUACUAUUUGUUCCUACGAGAAAGAUCCAAGGCCUUUUUGAAACAACUAUGAAUGAGUUUAGUACUGAAAGAUCAAGGCCAUGGAACAUAUACACAAGUUCAGAUCCGAGUCCAUAUCAAACAGUUGCUGAUAAGGAAACUCAGUGGAAAAACUUCGGAACAUCCAUGAAUGCCAUUUCUUUUGGCUUUGUUGCUACGGCCAUCUUGAUAUCAAUGUUUCUUAUCAUGGCCAUCUUUGAACACCUUUUUCGACCAAAUUCUGCUUUUUCUUCACCUGAUCAAGUUACUGAUGGUGCUUUAGGAUCUGAGAAACUUGGCAAUCCACAAAGGGUAUCGACAUCAUAUGCAUCAGAAUUCUCAGUAGUGAUGCCAGGAGAGCAACAUCCUACCUAUAUUGCUCAACCUGCUCCACUCCCUUGCUCAAGGGAAGGAAUCUAUUGGCCACACCAUGAACAUAAUUUUGUAUUUCCGUAGAGUGUACAAUACACCA